CCGUAAAUAAACAUUCCGAUCCCCGGAUUUACGAUAAACACUGCGGCAACCAGCACAGGAGGCACAUGGCAGCAUUCAAGCCUAACCAAAACCACCAAGGCAACCCCAAUUUCUGGAUAACGGUAAAGGGCAACUUAUCCAACAGACAUCCAAACAACAAUGACGUACCUGGUAGACUAAAAACAACAACACCAUCUGUAUUUUGGGGGGCUCAAAGAAUCUAUUGUAACCUGGAACUCUCUGCGGCUGGUACUCGGCCACUCUUUACCGAACCAAUUCUAUACUCAGCCCCCGGCCUGACCUUGCGACCUCGUCCGAUCAUCUGAGACCUCUUGAAUGCAGGCGAUAUAUGUACCAAUCUAGAUAAUCGCAAACAUGUCGUUCCUAUUCUCCAGGGCGAGGACCAGGACUAACACUCUGGAUCUUCCCAAGCAAGCAAGGGAGCAUAUCCUCAAGCUCGAUGGCCUCGGCAAGGCCGAAGAACUGGCCAAGGUGCUCAGCCAGAUGAAACUCAUCCUCCAAGGAACACCAGAAGUAGAGAGUACUCCCGAACAAGUAUAUCAACUCGUCACAGGUCUAAUAGAAGAAGACCUCCUCCUUCUACUCGCUCAGAACCUCCAUCGCCUUCCCUUCGAAUCCCGCAAAGAUACUCAAGUCAUAUUCUCCUACGUCUUCCGUUUCCGCCCCCCAACUGCGUCGCCCAAGACCGACCCGGUCGCAUUGAGUUACGUGGUCAACAACAAGCCGCAGGUAUUGUUAGAGCUAUGCCGAGGUUACGAUCAUAAAGAGAGUGCGACGCCCGCCGGCACCGUGCUACGUGAGGUCCUAAAGAGCGAGGCGGCCGCCGCCAUCAUACUCUACGACGAUGGAGAAGAGCCAGGAUCUAGUUUGAAAGGUGUCACGGCGAUCGAUAGGGAACGACCGCAAAGUGGCAACGGAGUAUUCUGGCGCUUUUUCGAUUGGAUAGACAAGAGUUCCUUCGAAGUUGCCGCCGACGCCUUCACCACAUUCCGAGAAUUAUUAACCAAACACAAAGAGCUCGUGCCUCGCUACCUCACCAUCAACUUCGAGCUCUUCUUCGACAAGUACAACUACAUCCUAGUGCAGUCCAACAGCUACGUGACGAAGCGUCAGUCGAUCAAGUUGCUCGGCGAGAUAUUACUCGACCGCUCGAACUACAACGUGAUGACGGCGUACGUGGACCGGGGCGAGCACCUGAAGAUCUGCAUGAACCUGCUGCGCAGCGACCGGAAGAUGGUGCAGUACGAGGGCUUCCACGUCUUCAAGGUCUUCGUGGCCAACCCCCACAAGUCCAUCGCCGUGCAGAAGAUCCUGCUGAUGAACCGCGACAAGCUGCUCAACUUCCUCUCCCACUUCCUCGAGGACCGCACCGACGACGAGCAGUUCAUCGACGAGCGUGAAUUCCUUAUUAAGCAGAUCCGGAACAUGCCCUCGAACCCCGUCCCCCCUGCCCGCCAGAUGACCCAGGCGGUCUAGAGGUGCCCUAGGGAGCCUGGCGGCGGUGCCGAGAGGGGCGUGUGCAUAUAAGGUCGCUUUUUACUGCUUUUUUAACCUAGGUACUUGUUGACGGCACAGGGCAGCUUCAAUUUGCUGGCUUUCUUUUUUUUAAGGAAAGGAAAAAAGCCUUGCUUUGCUUCGCAGAGGGGGGGAGCCUAGAUAUCGACGAUGAACAAAUUAACUGUAGACGUACGAAGCAGCCGUCAUGGCAGACAUUAUUGCAUGUAGUUAGGCGUUUUAGGUCAUCACCAUCACCAGAGCCACGAAGAGCUCUAACUUUGCAAUGAAAACGAAAUCAUACAUUCCCGU
This is a messenger RNA of Annulohypoxylon truncatum, 1827 nucleotides long. RefSeq names its product Mo25-like protein. The transcript is spliced from 4 exons. Lineage: Eukaryota; Fungi; Ascomycota; Sordariomycetes; Xylariales; Hypoxylaceae. Gene Ontology annotation, biological process: intracellular signal transduction. The coding region runs from base 376 to 1497 and encodes 373 amino acids. Gene Ontology annotation, molecular function: protein serine/threonine kinase activator activity. The record is from RefSeq and is a predicted model, not a curated record.